This is a messenger RNA of Symbiodinium sp. CCMP2456, 2760 nucleotides long. The record is from the annotation of a GenBank genome assembly. Lineage: Eukaryota; Dinophyceae; Suessiales; Symbiodiniaceae.
AUGGUGCACAGGCCGAGCUUGGUGUGUCUCUCUUUUCUUGCCGACGUGGUCGUGCUCGUCUGUCCACGGUUCGGGCUUUCGUCCCAACGGAGGCAAGCUUCCAAGGAGAUCAUUGAAGGUAUCCGACGGAAGCGAAGCACAUCGAUCCAGUCAUCAACUCACGACGAUGACGCGCAGGAUAAAAUCGAUGCAGAAGAAGCCAGGUGGCGGAUUCCUGCCAGCUUCUUCUACGACCCAAGCUCUCCAGAGCUCAACCCGCCUUUGGAGGAUCGAGAGUUACCGCGGCAAGGGACGCGAGCAGCUCGCUUCAUGGGCUUUGACUUCAGCCGGAUCAACAACGCAGUCUGGACCUCAAACGAGGAGUUUGCGUACAUCACCGGCCACGUGGUUUGCUUCAUGAACAUACGCAACGCGGCCGCAUGCCAGACGUGCGAUUUACACGUUUGCAAGAAGCGCGGGGCAAGCGUCCGCCGCCAUGGAGCCGACAGCGGCAGCGGCGGGAGCCCCGUCCCCGUGCGCUCUCCGAGCUGCCUCGCCAUGGACGGGGAGAACGACACCCUCGGCAACGAGACCUUCUUGGACGUCCAGGAGGAGAUCGAGGAGGAGAUAGUCAGCGAAGGCUGUAGUCAGAAUGUUUUCUUGGACCUUUGUUCUGCCCUGGGAAUCUACGCCGUCCACCGCUGCUCGGCACCGCGUGCUGGCCGUACGUGUGCAAAGGCAUAUCUGCCGCCUUCUGCCGGGCAGACGCGCUGCAGAUGGAACGACAGGUGCAUGCGCUGCCUUCCGCCCCCUUUGUACUUGAACGACACAGGCUGCAACGUCGACGGUGUCUUCUUCCGGGCGGAUGGCAGCUGCCCCUACCCCGUGCAAGGCGAAGUCUGCAACGUCUGCGAGGAGAUCUACCUGCAAGAGGUCUGCCUGGGGUUGUGCUCGGAUCUCUGUAUUUGGACGAAUCUUUCCCGCUUUCGCGGCGUCUUCUGCACGCUGCGUGAUCCCCCACCACCGCCAGAUCAAACGAUGUUGCUGAGGAUACUGAUGAUUGGUGGCGGGGUGAUCGGCUUUUUCGUCCUCGUGUACGCGUGUCGAGUGCUGUGCCGGGGUGUUCUGGCAGCCAGGGAGAAGGCCAAGCAGCAGAGGCUGAAGGAGCUCCAGAGCAGGGCCAAGAAAGGGAAGCUGGGUGCUGCAAAGUCUAUGACCACAACAAGACGGGUAGCUACAAGGAGCGAAACGGCCUUGGACAUGCAGGCUGCGGAAGGAGCCGCGUCUGCCACAGGCAGGACCUCGAUGUCCCUGCACUCCGCCGGCUCAAUGGCCUCGCUUGAAAGCAGGCAAGACGAGGCAGGAGACGCCCAGCGUGGCAAGCGCGCCUCGGUGGCCUCCGCAGCCUCUGUGGCCCGGUGCGGAAGAUCGCAGAAGUUAAUCGAGGAAGGAGGCCACAUCAGAGCAGGAGUCGGGACAAGGCCUGACAUGAAGCGCGGAAACAACAGGGAUACUGGGAGGCGUAGGUGCUACUCCUACGUAGCCCGCCUCAGGGUCAAGACAAGGGAAUCCAAACUUCGCUUGACUUGCUCUGCGGCAGCUGCCGUGUCGCAGGGAGGUAGCAUUGAACGGACUCAUGCACUGAAGCUCAGGAUGCUGAAAGCGCCGACAAAGCUGACUCACUGGACGACGGCUGAGGGCAAAAUUGAAGUUGCUGUACCGCAUUUUGCGAAAGGGCACAAUGCGGGGCUACGCCUCAGUGGCGUUCUCCCCUCACAACAAGGAUGCGCCCCAGACUACUUGCUCUCUGUGUGGGACUGGCGAAACGAACGGCUCCUCCUCAAGUGCAAGGCCUAUGGUCAGGAUGUCUUUAGCAUCCGCUGGGGUCAGUUCCCUGGCAUGCUGACCUCGGUGGGCGUCGGCCACAUCCGGUUCUGGAAGAUGGCGACUACUUUCACGGGCCUGAAGCUGCAGGGAGCACUGGGAAAGUUCGGCGCAAGCGAGCUCUCCGACAUCAGUGGUUUCGUCGAGCUGCCUGAUGGCAAAGUCGUGUCGGGCACAGAGUAUGGAAAGCUGCUGGUUUGGGAAGGCGUCUUUGUCAAGGUAGAGUUGAUGUGUGCCAAAGAGGGCACUUCGGCGCAGGAGGCUGCCACAAACCUCGCCGGAAGUCCUCAUGCGGGUGCCAUCGACGUAAUCCUCAGCGACAAGGAAAAUGGCCUAGUGAUCUCCGGCGGUGACGACGGCUUCCUCCGUUGGUGGCCCAUCGACGAGAUCGACAGUGCCGAGGCGGACUACGAUAAUGGCAUCCUGGAGUACGGAAUUCGCAUGCGCAAGGAAGUGCGCAUUCCGCCGAGCAGCGAGCAGCAUAUCUACCCUGCCCACAUCCAGCAUGUGGCUGUCUGCCCAGAUGGGGAGACUUGGUUGGUGCAGGAUUCGCGCAACGGCAUGGUGUGGUUGUACGACAUCGCAAGCACGAACUGCCAGAUGGUCUUCAGCUGUCACAGCAAGCAGGUGACGGGAACGGUUGUCUCCUCCAGCUACAGCGGGCUGAUGAUGUCAUGUGGCAUGGAUGGCACGGUUCGUGCAUUCAACGUCUCACAGGCAUGGGACAACGAGCUGCUCCCGCCUAAGAGUUUCGAGAUGCUCGGCCCUUGGCCAACGCGGGAGUCGGUGCCACCUGCGCCUUGGCUGAUGGGCGGGUUCACGGGUUGUGUGUGGGGACUGGUCGGUAUAUGUGUGUACACGCGUGUGGUUGCGGUAGAUGAACAAAUCAUCACUUGA